AUGCCUACCAUCUUGAGCAAGUUCGCCGAUGGCAAGAUUCUCCCGCAUGAUCCCCAACCUGCCUCUGAACAGGGACCCGACGCAAAGUCGGAAGUACACACCCGGCUGCCCAGCUCUGAUGAGCCUCCGAUAAGCCACGCUGAGAUGAAACAGGUUAAGACACCCGAAGAUGAGCUCAAAGCUCAGCUAUGCCUUGAAAAGGCCGAGUACUCCGCCACAAAUCAGUAUACAACUCGCGAAACGCGAGCGCCAGAACUGCUUAACCCUGCCUUGACCAGUCCUGAGAUGGCGUUGCCCGAGUCAAGCCAAUCCGCAGAGGAACAGCCCAACAUGACUCAGUCUAAGUCAGAUGAUUGGAAUGAUAAAAAGGCCGGGCUCACUCUGGGAAAUGGCCAGUUGAGGCUGAAGAUUGAGAACUGGAAGACCCCUGGCCCAACAUUUGCCGUUGAGAAUAAUCCCAAGGGCAACCCCAAGUGCAACCUUCAUGGGGUUGUUGAAGGCCCCAAGUUGGUAUACAUUGACUUCACGAUUCCCACCAAUCACCCAGGUGGCAUGUUGGGGGUCAUGCAAUCGAUUGAAGCACUCUUCAUGUUCCCAAAGAAGAUUGCCAUGAGAAACGUCGAGACAGGUUCUGCAGCGGCUGAUCGAGAGUCGAAUGACCCAAAGAGAGAGAGCCAUUACAUCGACUGGACAACCCAAUGGGACACAUGCGGUUGUCGAGUAAACUGGAUGAAGGCGAAAGAAAGAUCGCCAAUCAUCAAGUUCAAAUUCGUCAGUGGACGGAAUGCGAAACGCGAGGAGCAGAUGAUAGUCACUGUUGAUGAGCGUGAUGCGUUUUACCAGAUGAUCUCUAAGAAAGACCCUAACACUUACGGCCAAUACAUGGCACUUCCGGUCCGGAUUUGGCUGCGCAUUCAAUGGAUGAUUGCAGAGACUGGCGACGUUGGCGACAGCAAACUGUUUGGAAAGUUGAUUGCCGAUCAAAUUCCCCUUUUUUCAAGGAAUAAUAAAGGGGGAAUGGCAUCAAAGAACAUGCCAGACAGUGUCCAAGAAUCUUCUAGAGUUGAAGGAAGUUCUCAGGACGAAAAGUCAGAUGCGUCAGUCAUGCCAAGCACACAGCAGUCAGUGUUAGGGCAAGAACAUACGAUGGAGACAACGGGAAGUCAAGAGUUGACCGAGGAAGAGUUGCUUCAUGAAGAGUUGGCCGAGAAAGUGUUGACCCAGGAAGAUCAUGAGUCUACCCUGAAAGGGUUGACCAAGAGGGUUUCAACGCUCACUAUUGAUACCCAGAAGAGCAACAAAAGGUCAAAGGGCAAGGGCAAGGGUAAGGGCAAGCGCACGCCUGGUUCGUCUGGGUCCAACUCAGGAAAGAAGGACGCAGACCAUGUCACCGAUCGCAUCACAGACUACGUUACAGAACGUGAUGACCAACGUGAUCACAACCAGCGUGGUGACUUACUUUCGGGAGUGCAUGACAUCGCUCGACAGGAUGUCCUGACUGAGCAGCAACUUGCGGCAGUUGCUGGCCAACAAACAGUCGAUGCACCCCGAUCCCCUAUUACCCCCAUCACCCCCAUCACCCCCAAUGACUUGACUGCCCCGUUUUCUUCAUCAUUCGAGACAGCCCGAACCCACCUCUCCCCCCACACUCCCCUCCCUUCAUCCUCACUUUCAUCUUUCUUCACACCUAUGAGCACCUCAUGGAAGAAAGAGGAUGAGGGGGAAGGGGGAGUGCAAGCGGAAAAAAAUGAGCCAGCAGAGGCUUCAGAUGAGCCGUGCUUUACUCCGCGGGCGGAUGAGGUUGGGCUUCGGUGCCCUGUCUCGGACAACAGGAAUGAGGUGUGGUUUUCAGACCCUGAAGAGUACCUUGGCGGCCACGAGGUGCAGGAGCCAGUCGUGCGUCGACGUCAGUCCUUUGAUGUGGCCAGUCUAGGGCUCUUUAGGGACCAGGAAACCAUAUCCUCGUCUCCAACGGCCGACCCUCGAUCGCCCUCCCGUACCUCUUCCGCCUCAUCCACCACAGACUCGGCUGGAUUUGGGACAGAUGAUCCCAGUUCAGAUGGCGCCGCUCAGUCAGGUGACCAAAGUCCAGCUGAGUCUAGCCCGUGUGGUAGGAAGAGUGUAUACAAACAGAGGAGGCAUAACAAACGGAGGCGCAGGCAGUCGACGAAGCGUCAGCAAGAGCGCAGCGCGGACGUCGAGCGCACCGUUUCUAGUGCUUCCUCUCAGGGUGAUAUAGUGGAAGGUCGUUCUCCGUCUCCACCCGAGUCGUUUGAGGAUGAUGAACCGACUCCCACAGCCAAGCAGUUCGGCAACAUCGGGGCCCCACCCCCUGAAGUACAGAUGGACUUUCCCAGACUCGGCAUUGUCUGCGAGGAGAAAGACUGCCAAGUCCUCUGUACUUUGGGGGAUGGGGUCUCCGUUGUUUGCCCUAAGUGCGGACCGUUUUCCUUGGUCCGCUACUGCAGAAAGAACCACCUGUGGGAGGAUGCCAAGAGGCACUGGCUGAAUUGCACGAUGCAGCCAGUCCUGGAGCAACACUUGGCCGGUUUGAUUUCGUACGACGAUCUCGUGGGUCCACCAAUGCUUCCCAGCCUUCACCAGUGGGACAGCCCUGAACGCCAUCGUCAGGCGCUGUGGUUCAGCUCCGCCCGCGACCAAGGUGAUUACUUUGUGUUUGCGGAGCUGGACACCCCGGUGAAUGCUGCGGACGCUCCAGCCAGUCACACAGGGCGUGGAUGUUCACCUCGAAUCGCACACAUUGUGCGAUUCGAGGACGCCGAAGAGAAGGACCGGUUCCGCCGGUGCCUAGCAAUUUGUCUCUUCACGGCGGUUGAACAUCCAGCCCUCGUGGACUAUCUUUACCGGCUUGUCCGGGACUGGAUGCGGGCUCACAACAUGUGGGCCAGUGACAAGGACAUGGACAGCAUGCUGCGCUGCCAGAUGGGACUCGAGAUGGGUGGCACCAUCGAUAAGAGCCGUCUUGGCUUGCGGCAUGCUUGUGAGACGGAGUGGGUCGGUGCUGACCGGCGCCACUGCGAGGAUCUGACCUGCGCGAGCGAGCGUCGCCCCACGUUGCUCGGUAACCAUCGUAUGGGGUUGGGCUUCCGGAGAGUGUGCGAAGCCCUCGAAUCCAACUAUUGGAUUCUGAGGGCGCACCGAGCCACCCAUCCUUCGGUGAGCGACGUGGUGGCUCGCACGUGCGGGGCAGGUUUCUCGGAGGUCCUUUCAAUGGACCGGCGGUUAUUCUACCGUGGUGUCGGUUGGGACGGGGCGGGAACGGGCCCCAUGGAGUUGGAGAUGCCGUGGUCAGGGUAG
Molecule: messenger RNA, 3318 nt
Organism: Penicillium hordei
Lineage: Eukaryota; Fungi; Ascomycota; Eurotiomycetes; Eurotiales; Aspergillaceae
Exons: 5
Coding region: 1-3318 (1105 amino acids)
Source: RefSeq, a predicted model, not a curated record